UUUAGCAAAAUAAGUCUAUUUUGCAAAUUUUUCCAAAUAUGAAUUAUGUCAAUACGAACGAUACAAAAUUGCAAUCUCAUAGAAUAAAAUUCUCCACGACGAGGAUUAGGCAUUUGCACGCUACUUCUUCUGGGCUACUGGGCCAAGCAUUCGGAAAGCCUACAAACCUCCAAGCAGACUGCAGCGGCAAAAGAUCACUAUAUUUUUUUUUCCUCCUCUCUCCAGAAGGAAAAUUUCUGGCGGCAUCGAAAUCGUUCGAAGUUCUGAUGGAGGAUUUGCAGAGCGCUCUCUCGUCUCGUGGCCUGGCGGUCUCCUCGAUCCCCGGCAAAGGCCGCGGUCUCGUCACCACCAAAGACUUUACCCCCGGGGAUGUUAUUAUCUGUCAAGAGCCCUAUGCAUCUUGUCCAAACAGGUCUUCUGGCGGUUCAAUCUGUGAUGGAUGUUUUGUUUCAAAUAACAUAAGGAAAUGCUCAGCGUGUCGGGUUGCCUGGUAUUGCGGGAAUAAGUGCCAGAAAAAUCAAGAUCAUGGCUGCGAACCCAGAUUGUCCUUAAUGACACUACUAUAUGUCACUUGGUGAAUGGAUAAGGCUACCCACCUUGGGUUGGAGAGUGUGAAAUGCAGACUAGCACGUUUUAGACAGAAAAGCAUUAUCGGGCAGAAGUAUAUACAACUCAGAUAAGAAAGAUGGAUGAUCUUACAUCAUCAGAAAUCAGAAUGGAAAUUGCAUCAACUAGAAUGCCAAGCUCUUGCAGCGCUGACUGAGGACAGGAAAAAAAUGCUUACUCCUACUAUACGACUAAUGGUGAGGCUUAUUCUCAAGGCAAAACUGCAGGAAGGGAAGGUUAUUCCGACUACUCCAAUGGAUAACUAUGGCUUGGUGGAUGCAUUGGUUUCUCAUAUGUCUGACAUCAAGGAGGAACAAUUAGUGCUUUAUGCUCAAAUGGCUAACCUUGUUAAGUUGGUGCUUCCUCACAUGGAGAUUAACCUCAAGGAGAUAACGGCUAACUUCUCAAAGCUAGCAUGCAAUGCACACACAAUAUGUGAUAGUGAGCUCAGACCCUUGGGAACUGGACUUUAUCCUGUAAUUUCCAUCAUCAACCACAGCUGCAUACCGAAUUGUGUUUUGGUAUUUGAAGGGCGUCUAGCUAUUAUUCGUGCUCUGGAACCUAUAGCUAAAGGUAAAGAGAUCUUGAUUAGUUAUAUAGAAACUGCUGCAACCACGAAGACGCGGCAAAAUGAUCUCAAAAAGCAAUAUUUCUUUACUUGCAACUGUCCUCGCUGUACUAAGAGUCCAUGUGAGGAACUUAAGGAAGAUGCUCUUCUUGAAGGCUAUAGAUGUAAAGAUAGCAAAUGUGGUGGCUUCUUGCUUCAGGACUCUGUGAAGAAAAGUUUCACGUGCCAGUAUUGUGGUCUUUUUAGGGAUCAGAAAGAGAUUAAAAUCAUUGCUGGUGAGGUAGAAAGAAUAUCAGAGAAGGCUUCAAGUAUUUUGUCAUGUGGAAAUUUCAUUGAAGCAAGCACUAUGUAUAAAACAAUUGAGCAACUCGAAAGGGAGCUGUAUAAUCCAGAGUCUAUCAGAUUGCUACGAACCCGUGAUACUCUUCUAAAGAUACUCAUGGAGCUAAAAGACUGGGAAGGUGCACUAACGUAUUGUAAAUUGACAAUUCCAAUUUAUCAAAAAGUUUAUCGAGAAAUUCAUCCAAUGCUUGGCUUACAAUAUUAUACAUGUGGAAAACUAGAAUGGUUACUGGAACAUACAGAAGAUGCUUUGAAAUCCUUCACUCAAGCUGCUGAUAUACUUCGAGUUACCCAUGGAACCAGUAGCCCUUUCAUGCGGGAGCUAUUAAGCCGACUAGAGGAAGCCAGAGCUGAAGCUUCUUAUAAACAAUCGGCCAAUGGCGACAGAAUGAUCGAAGAUUGAUCGAGUUAUAACUUUUCUUGUACUCAAAUAAUGGCCGAAUCAUAUUUAUUUCCAGAGUUCAUUGACUGCUGUAUUCUAUCAUGUUGGAUAGCUGUAUGUGAAAAUAUUAAUUUAUGUAUUUUCAGGUUUGUGAUUUGUAUAUAUCUGUGUAAGAAAA
This is a messenger RNA of Asparagus officinalis (garden asparagus), 2076 nucleotides long. RefSeq names its product histone-lysine N-methyltransferase ASHR1. The record is from RefSeq and is a predicted model, not a curated record. Gene Ontology annotation, molecular function: phosphotransferase activity, alcohol group as acceptor; protein binding. Gene Ontology annotation, cellular component: nucleus. Lineage: Eukaryota; Viridiplantae; Streptophyta; Magnoliopsida; Asparagales; Asparagaceae. The transcript is spliced from 15 exons. Gene Ontology annotation, biological process: carbohydrate metabolic process. The coding region runs from base 690 to 1919 and encodes 409 amino acids.